Molecule: messenger RNA, 1502 nt
Organism: Phlebotomus argentipes
Lineage: Eukaryota; Metazoa; Arthropoda; Insecta; Diptera; Psychodidae
Product: oocyte zinc finger protein XlCOF6-like
Exons: 1
Coding region: 48-1358 (436 amino acids)
Biological process (GO): regulation of transcription by RNA polymerase II
Cellular component (GO): nucleus
Molecular function (GO): RNA polymerase II transcription regulatory region sequence-specific DNA binding; DNA-binding transcription factor activity, RNA polymerase II-specific
Source: RefSeq, a predicted model, not a curated record
ACAGUGGAGAUUUUCGUGGUGUUUUCAACCGAAAGCAGAGCCCCAGAAUGGACUUUAUAGAGUCCCAAGUGAAGGUGGAAUUCACGGAGGGAGCGCGAUGCACAAUCUGCAAUCGCAAUUACACGAGAACGGAGGAUUUUGAGAAGCACAAAGUGAUCUGCAGCUCUUCUUACUCCUGCAAGACGUGCUUCAAGGAAGAAUCCUCCUUGGAAGACUUCGAGUUGCACCUACAGAAUCACGGGGGAUUCAAGUUCUUCAAGUGCAUUGUUUGCCAGGAGAUUUUCACACAUUUGUGGGAACUGAACAGUCACUUACCUAGUCAUUUGCCGGAGGAGAAGCUGCUCGACGGAGCGUCAGCUGAAGGCUCUGCAGAGUCUUCUGUGCAGGUGAAGAGAGAGGAAGAGGAGCAGUCUGCUGACGAGCGGGUUGACAACACAUCAGACCAUCCGCCCAGUGAUGAGGAGCCACAGCAGCCGGACGUCCUGCAGGAAAAGGAGAAGCCUAGGAUUAGAAAGCGUGGCAGACCGAAGCGAGUGAAGCUGAAGAUAAUGACCGAGGAGGAGGAGCGCAAGUAUCACUGUCCACACUGUCCGCACAGGUCUAAGACCUUCUCCAACAUGAAGAAGCACAUCCGCACGCACAGUGGCCAGAAGCCCUUCGAGUGUGCCAUCUGCGGGAAUCGCUACUCAGACAAGUACGCGCUGCGUGACCACCUGCUCAUGAGGCACGUGGAGAUGAAGAAGCUAAAGGAAGUGUGCCAGCACUGCGGCAAGGCCUUCCGGCUGCGCAAAGGGCUGCUCGUGCAUAUCCGCACGCAGCACACUUCCAAGGAGCAGUACUCCUGCUUCGUCUGUGGCAAGAUGUACGCUUCCAAGAACAGCGUGGAUCUACAUAUCCGCGUACACAGUAACCAGCCCGGAGCGCACGCCUGCCCUAAGUGCGGCAAAAGCUUCGACCGCCGCGAUCUGAUGCUGCAGCAUCACAGGCACAUUCACGUGGCGCCCAAGAAGUUCCAGUGCACUUGGGAGUCCUGCACCUUCCAGUCCGUCACGCAGGCCGCCUUCGUCCUGCACCAGCGCACGCACACGGGCGAAAAGCCCUUCCAAUGCAGCAUCUGCGAGAAGCUCUUCAAGAGCAAGAUGGCAGUGUCUCUGCACACCAUCAACAUGCACAAGCCCGCGUCGCUGCAGUGUGGCUUCUGCGAGAAGGUCUUCAAGCUGCCGUGCGCUCUCCGGAAUCACGUGCGCCGCAUCCACCAGGAGAAGACCAUGCCGUGCCCCUUCUGCGACAAGAAGUAUGGCUUCAAGGCGGAUCUCACGCGCCACGUGAAGAAUAGUCAUUCGAUUAAGAAAAUCUAAAAAAGCACUUUUCUCUCUAUCACUGUGCAAUUACAUAAAAACAGAUUCGAAAGUGAAACAUGUCUUAUUUACACAUUUUAACCAAUGCGGAGAUAGAUUUUGUCUGCUUAUGGUAAAAAAGAUUAAUUUCAAUCUAAAAACGCU